AUAUAUAUAUAUAUAUUGUUGUCGUUGUUUUUGUUCCAUAUGUUUUGGAUCAUUGUAAUCAACGAAAUGGUAUGAAAAACGAAAUUUUAUGGAAUUAAUGGAAUGGAACAACAGCAGCCAAAUAAUCAACAACAAAAUGAUUCAAUGAAAUUGAAACGUGAUAAAUUAUAUAAACAACAACAACAACAACGUUUACAACAAAAUGAUAUAACUCGAAAUAAAGAUCUUUCAGCUGAUCAAUUGAUCAAGAAUAUUCUUGAAAAAGUUGAUACCGAUGCUAAGAUAACGAAAUUUUAUAAUACUCAUCAUUAUCAACAACAACAACAGCAGCAGCAACAACAACAAUUACUUAAUGUAAAUACUCAACAAUUUCAUCAAAAUCAAUGUAAUCAAUCAUGGACCAACAAUAUACAUUCGAAACCAAUCGAAACUUCAUCGGCCACAAAUUCAUCAACGAAUUUCUAUUCACCACUUGUGAUUCCACAAUGUUUUUAUCUACAUUCAGAAAUUCCAGAAAUCUAUCUUAAAAUAUGGCAAUCAGUGCAAUAUAAUUUUGUCGGUAAUGGUGAAUCAGAAUUCUGUGAUCGUGAUCGAUUAUAUCAGAUUUUAAUCACAUCUAAUCUAUCCAAUGAUGUGUUGGCAAAAUUAUGGUCAUUUGUCAAUCGAACUAAACCGGGUGAAUUGACAAGAAAUGAAUUAUUCGUCAUGUUGGCUUUGAUUAGUUUAGUUCAACAAAAUGUCGCCAAUCCAUUACAGGAAUUAUAUUCAAUACAAACGAUACCGGUGCCAUAUUUUUCAGGAUUCUCAUUUGCAAAGUCAUUAUUUUGUCAAGAAUCUACCGCAACAACAGAGCCAAUAAAACAAAUUGAAAAUUUAUCUGAAUCUUCGUUUGGUGAGAAUGAAUUUUGUGAAUUCAAAUCAGCUUCAACAAACGUCGAUGAUAACACACCGUUAGCCGAUCUUUUUGUUACACCACAAAAUUCCACUUUGAACCCAAUUGAUAAUAAUAAUAUUAUGACUGAAGACCUAUUUGAAGUAUCAACAAUCACUAGUCAAUUAGAGCAAACUCAAACAAAAAAUAAUAAUAACGAUGAUGAUGACGAUUUUGGUGAUUUCAUUCAAACCGAAAUUGUUGAAACCUUUAAUAAUGAAGAAGAAGUAAAUCACACCAACAAUGAUUUCGGUGAUCAAGAAGAUCUUUUUGCCUGUACCGUCGUUCAAUCCGAUACUGGGGAACAAGAAGAUAAAUAUAGUUUUUUUCGAAAAUUUCAAAAUGAAAUAUCCGUACAGGAAGAAUUUGGUGACUUUCAUUCACAACCUAUCGAACAGGAAUUUUCAACUAAUCAUCAUCAGGAAUAUGUUCAUACACAAUCGAUGUCAUCAACAGCAUGGUUUGAACAUGAGAAAAAGAAUCUUAUGAAUAAAUAUCAAAUAAGAGAAAGAAUUCUAACGGCCAUCAAACAAGUGAUGCAUAAAACAUUCAAUGUUUUGGCUGUAAAUCAUGAUGAAACAUCCGUGAUCGAAGCAUUAACAUCAAAUAAGGGCCAUACAUUUGUUGAUGAUUUAUAUCAGGUAUAUAAGAUUGCUGAACGAAUAAAAUUCACCGUAAAACAUGAUGAUGACGAUUCUGAUGAUAAGUGUCGUACAUUAGUGGAUGAAAUCGACCGAAAUUGGAAUUCUAUACAUAAUUUAAUGAAAAAAGCAUCGAUUACAUUGAAUGAUCGCAUUUCACAAAAAGAAUUUCACUAUGAAAAUGGUGAUGAUGAUAAAAAAUGUUGGAUUUGUUCCACACGAGUAAUUUUGGGUAACAACAACAACAACAACGACGACGACGACGACAAUAAACAAGUUGAAUCGAUAACAAAUGAUUCGUUAGGAAUGACGAUCGAUGCCAAUAAUGGUGGUAAUGACAUCCAAUAUCAUUUGACUUGUGUCAAUUUUUGGCUCAAUUUUGUUGACACAACAACUUUACCACAUCAUGGUGAACGUGGCCAUGAUAGUAUUGAUGAUAACGAUGACCAUUAUGGACACUUUCAUUCUAUAACCACAGCAAAUUGAUCGAUUCAAGAUUCAAGCGAAAACGAAAAUAAAAAU
Messenger RNA from Dermatophagoides farinae (American house dust mite), 2094 nucleotides. RefSeq lists its product as uncharacterized. Gene Ontology annotation, cellular component: clathrin coat of trans-Golgi network vesicle. The record is from RefSeq and is a predicted model, not a curated record. Gene Ontology annotation, molecular function: protein binding. Lineage: Eukaryota; Metazoa; Arthropoda; Arachnida; Sarcoptiformes; Pyroglyphidae.